UUUAGUUCGAUUUCGUGUGCGGACGUCGACUGUCAGACGGCUCCAAGAAUUUAGCCGGGCAAUCGGGAAAAUCAAAAUAUAAAAACCCAGGGAAAAUUGGCAACGCGUGUUUACAUUUUAAUUUCCUUACGUACCAACCCUAAAUAAAUAUGUAAAAGUCAUUUGGGAGAAAAGAAAAUUCACAUUUAUUUUUAUUGAAUAUAUUAUAGUCAGCGGAUAUACAUAUGCCUUAUAUUUAAAUCUCGUGCGGAUCGUUUCAAUUGCGUUGAGCAGAGUUAUAAAUAAGACUGCUACUUGAAUUGUUUUCCAUAAGACCAUCAAAUAAAAGAAAUCCCAAACACCAAACACCAAACGAAGAAAGGGGGCGGAACGAUUUUCCUCCCAUCAACAAUGCGGCAAUAUUUACUUUUGCUUGGCGCGCUCAACGCGCUGCUGGCCUCAGCUUACGCCAUCAAGUGUUUCGCCUGCGAAUCCGUCUACGAUGCGAGUUGUGGCGAGGACUUCGAAGUGGAGAACUACUUCAAGCUCGACUGCGCCCUCGUUGCCCCGCCGCGCUUUUUGGAGAACGAUCUGCUCAGCGUGAACGCCACUGCCUGUUUGAAGCGGGUGUUUAAAGAAAAUGGCGUGCGUAAGAUCGUUAGGGGCUGCUUUUUUGGCGAUGUAAAUGCCACCGAUGUGUGGUGCAGGAUGGAUCCCACUCUGACGGCGGUGCAGAAUAGCAGUUGUCAUGUGUGCGACAACGAUAACUACUGCAAUGGAGCGGAGGGUCCAGUGGACAAGGGGAAAAUAUUGGCCAGUCUGGUCUUGUUUCUCUUGGCAGCGCUUCUCACCUAAAACCUGGAGGACGCAGCGCAAUUUUGGGACAGGAAAUGCACAACAAAAGGCACAAUAACUUAAGUAAACCUAGUCUAUUUAGAUGUAUUCCCAGGGCCCAGAACCAUCAAUUACCAAAACCCACAUUCUUACCACCCGCAACCUGGCCAAAUCUGCCCCACUGUAUUAAUGGUCAAUCAACGGCAAACAGGGCGUAUGAGCAACAUCAGCAGAUACGAGCCGAAAAGCUGGCAAACAAAUUUCGAACGAGCCAAAUGCAAACUAAUAAAAAAAUAAUUGUACACAGAA
Messenger RNA from Drosophila biarmipes, 1122 nucleotides. RefSeq lists its product as uncharacterized. The record is from RefSeq and is a predicted model, not a curated record. NCBI's taxonomy places the organism in Eukaryota, Metazoa, Arthropoda, Insecta, Diptera, Drosophilidae. Gene Ontology annotation, biological process: sleep; positive regulation of voltage-gated potassium channel activity; regulation of synaptic transmission, cholinergic. The coding region runs from base 391 to 834 and encodes 147 amino acids. The transcript has 3 exons.